AAGCCGCCAAGCCUUCACUCGGCUCCAACCCUUUUAAAUUCGCCUCAACCGCACAAAUCAACUUUUCUCUCUUUCCCUCCCCCACUCUCUCUCCCUCCCUCCCUCCAUACAGUGGAAUUGCAGGAAUGAAGCUUACAGCCUCAAUUCGCCACCAUCAUGUUCCAGCCAAAAACCCAGAGAUUAAACAACUCUCCAGUCCUCCAGCUUUCUUCAACAACACCAGUUUCCAUUCCUCAAACUACAGGAACCCUUCUCGAAUUUGCUCGAGUGUUCGAAUCUCUAAUCUCCGGCAGAGUCGACUAAUAACGGCUUGCAUUACUCGAGGCCAAGAAACUCCAUUUCUGGAACCCCAAACCGAGGAUGAACUCGAAAGGUUCGAAAAUAUCCCUUCUGUCUCAUCGACGGAAGAAGAGCGAGCAGAGAAAGCUGGGCCGGUUUCGACGAGAAGGGAAGAGUUCGCCCCUAAUUCGAGCAUUUGGAAUCAAAUGGUGGAGAUCGUGAAGUUUUCGGGGCCCGCCACGGGGCUGUGGAUUUGUGGGCCGUUGAUGAGUCUCAUUGACACUGCUGUGAUUGGACAAGGAAGUUCUCUUGAUCUUGCGGCUUUAGGGCCGGGGACAGUGCUGUGUGACAAUAUGAGUUAUAUAUUUAUGUUCCUUUCCAUCGCCACGUCAAAUAUGGUUGCCACUGCGCUAGCCAGACAGGGUAGGAAGGAAGUCCAACGUCAGAUAUCUAUUUUGCUGUUUGUCGGGUUGGCCUGUGGUGUAUUUAUGCUUUUGCUUAUGAAAUCCCAGGGCACAUGGCUGCUCACUGCUUUUACUGGCCCGAAGAAUGCACAUGUUGUGCCUGCAGCAAAUAAAUAUGUUCAGAUUCGAGCCUUAGCUUGGCCCGCUGUCCUUGUUGGAUGGGUUGCUCAGAGUGCAAGUCUUGGAAUGAAAGAUUCAUGGGGACCUUUGAAGGCCUUGGCAGUUGCCAGCACCAUAAACAUCAUUGGUCAUGUCAUCCUGUGCGGUUAUUUAGGCUAUGGCAUCGCUGGUGCAGCUUGGGCAACUAUGGUGUCACAGGUUAUUUCAGCUUUUAUGAUGAUUGAAGCUCUAAAAGGAAAAGGGUAUAGUGUUCUUGACAUCUCUCCUCCAUCGCCCAGUGAAAUUACGCAAAUACUCACGCUUUCAGCUCCAGUGUUUGUGACAAUCAGUUCAAAGGUGGCCUUUUACUCUCUCAUUAUUUAUUUUGCUACAUCCAUGGGAACUGUCACUGUUGCUGCUCAUCAGGUCCUGAUUCAAUUGUACAGCAUGUGUGUGGUAUGGGGCGAGCCGCUCUCUCAAACUGCUCAAUCAUUCAUGCCCGAAUUGAUGUAUGGAUUUGAUCGAAAUUUAGCAAAGGCUCGAAUGCUGUUAAAGUCCCUGGCGAUCAUUGGAUCCUUAUUAGGGCUGUUAUUAGGAACUAUCGGAACAUCUAUUCCUUGGUUUUUCCCUCGGAUGUUUACAUCUGAUCCAAAAGUCAUACAGGAGAUGCACAAAGUGUCGAUUCCAUUCUUCAUUGCUUUGUGUGUGACACCCUGUACUCACAGCUUUGAGGGGACAUUACUGGCUGGACGAGAUCUUAAAUUUAUCAGCUUCAGCAUGAGCGGAUGUUUCGUUUUGGGCUCUCUUCUCCUGCUGCUUGUCAGUAGCAGAGGAUACGGUCUGCUAGGCUGCUGGUGCGUGCUCGUUGGAUUUCAAUGGGCUCGCUUCUUCCUCACUCUUCGCCGCCUCAUUUCACCCCAUGGCAUACUCUACUCAGAGGACUCAACUCAGUACCAACUGGCGAAGCCCAAAAUCGCUUAGUUUCCAGUUCCAGUAGCCCAUCUCUGGAACCAAAACCGGCAAGAAGCCAAAUGCACUCAGCCAGGCAAAAUGGCAUCACUGAUGAAUUGGCUGCCAUGAUUUCUUAUUCUUCAUGCUGGUUUCUUUUAAUUUUGGUAGAACCUCAUUAUCAGCCCGAAAGCUGUUCAGUUCAUUGAAACUCUAGACUACACCAAUCAUGAUCUCUUUGUUAUUCAAGGUCCAGAAAUGGCUAGAGGAAUUUACCACCGGAUUGUUGUACUUUUUGAGCAUCAUUAUUUGUUGAUGUAAA
This is a messenger RNA of Diospyros lotus (date-plum), 2112 nucleotides long. Its product is annotated as protein DETOXIFICATION 46, chloroplastic-like. Bases 126 to 1823 code for a protein of 565 amino acids. The record is from RefSeq and is a predicted model, not a curated record. Gene Ontology annotation, cellular component: membrane. Gene Ontology annotation, biological process: transmembrane transport. The transcript is spliced from 14 exons. Gene Ontology annotation, molecular function: xenobiotic transmembrane transporter activity; antiporter activity. Lineage: Eukaryota; Viridiplantae; Streptophyta; Magnoliopsida; Ericales; Ebenaceae.